CAUAUUUAAAAGGCUUCUCAGAGGCUAAACUGAAAGUGUUACUGUGACAGCAGUGGAGUAGAGCAAGAUGUUGCAGAUUUAUAUACUCAUUGGCUUGUUGUUUAAAGCCUCAGCGUCUCAGAUCACCGGUUAUGGAAAUGGAACAGCUGGCUACGGCGGGGAGGUGCGAUAUAAAUGCGUAUUAGCAGAUCCAACAGGUGUGCUCCAGGUCACGUGGCAGAGGCUUUUCAAGGAUGACUCCAUUGAGAAUUUAGCAACCUACAGCAAGCGGUUUGGACUGCAAGUAAAUGAGCCCUACGUUGGGAAAGUGAUCUUAGCAGAAGCGUCCCUCACUUCAACAUCCAUCCUUGUAAAGAAUGUCACAUGGGAAGAUGAAAGCUGCUACAUCUGCUCCUUCAAUGUGUAUCCAGAUGGGUCCAAAAGAAAGAAGACCUGCCUCACAGUGCAAGGAAUAUCCAAGGUGAAUACAGGAGUGCAACUCCUCAGGAGCGAAGACGAGGAGAGAGACCAGGAGGAGGUUGUGUUCAGCUGCUCUGCAACAGGAAAACCAGCACCAACCAUUGAGUGGGUCUUCUCAACUGGCGCCACCAAAGAAGACCAACUACAGUCUACAGUAGCCAACAGUGACCACACAUUUACCAGCUCCCGCAACAUCACUCUGAAAGUACCUCUUGACUGGAAGGGACAUGUGGAUUGCAUGCUGAACAGGGGAAUGAUUGGACAAAGGAGGGAGAGGAUCCCCUUUUCUCCAAGUCUCCGGAACAUUAAACAGGAGGUGAAAGGACUGUCUCAGUCAGGGGUCGCAGUUAUAGUUUGUGCCAUGCUGUUAAUUUCCUGCAUCGCUGUUGUUGCUGGAACUAAGUUUAAAAGGUCAAAGGGCAACACACAACAAAACAAUACUUGCACGCAACUGUCGUCAUCUGUCGUCUGAGAUCCUCACCAGAGCAGCAGUUCUGCUCUUUGAGGUUAAAAUGCAACAAAACAAAUGAAACAUGCAUUUGACCUUUCCUGUAGUCAUCACAGUGAAUAUUCAAGCACGCAAGCAUUAUCCAAAUACUUUAGCUAUGUAACAGUGAAUUAAGCUAGGAUCCAUUUUCCACAGGUCAUCACAGCACAUAAUAGUGUUUUGAAAACUAACUAAUUCACAUUUCUUUUAAAUAGUAAAACCUCAGCACUUUAACUUUGUUCAUGGAGCUUUAAGCAAAGUGUUGCUUCAGGCUUUACCGAAUGUAAAAGUACAGGGACUGUGACCGAUGUUUCAUAGGAGUAUUACAAGACUGGCUUCAAGCAACUGUGAGGUGAAGCAAAUACAUGAGAGUUUACAUUGAAGCAGAAUUAAUCAACAUGUACAACUUUUAAUCAAUUUACUCUUAUUCAGGGUGACUGUGCAAUAGUGAAGCUUUUCUUCUGGCAGAUUAGAACAAGCUGAUGUGUUUUGGUGACAGAAGGGAGUUGAAAAGGAGGACCUGUGUGAGGCAGUAAUGUCACAGUGCCAUCUAGUGGACUUUAUGGUGAACUAGCGGAGAGAGACAUAUGGCAAUAAAGAUUGUGUGAUCUAUAAAUAUGACAUGUGAAGCAAUCAGGUUUUAUUCCAAAAUUCUUAUUUAUAUUUAUUGAAAAAGUUUAAUUGACACAUAAUAUAUUACAUAAUAGACAUAAUAUAUAAUUGUAUAAUAAUAAUUUUCUGCAGAUUGUAUGUUUUUUUAUACAUAAUUUAGCACUUUUCUUGCAGUUUUGCACUUCAAUGCUCAAUGUUUGUGUUCAUAAAUGUUAUUUAUUGUUAAAUGGAGCCUGAGACAUAACUGUAUGGUUGUAGUUGUGCUGCCUGUGUGUUUAAUAUUGUUUUUCAUCAAUGUGCUAAUUCCCUGUCAAACACUGGAUUAUUAACCUUUGAAUAAUUUUGAUGAACGUCCUUCAUGAUUUCUGUGAACUACUUAGAGAAUAAAUUAUUAAAACUAUGUCCAUAUAUUUAUUUAUUUUUGUUCAUUUCAUUAAAAUAUAAUGCCUUUAA
This is a messenger RNA of Dicentrarchus labrax (European seabass), 2011 nucleotides long. RefSeq names its product OX-2 membrane glycoprotein-like. Gene Ontology annotation, molecular function: cell-cell adhesion mediator activity. The record is from RefSeq and is a predicted model, not a curated record. Lineage: Eukaryota; Metazoa; Chordata; Actinopteri; Moronidae. The transcript is spliced from 6 exons. Bases 68 to 931 code for a protein of 287 amino acids.